AUGUCCAGUUACUCUCGAACACUGGAGGACAUGCCACAACGCUACGCGAUCUGUCUGGAGCACUCGUUUCACCUCCUGGUGAACGGGCAGUUUGAGUACGCCAAGCGUCAGCUGUCCAUCGCUGAGAGCUGGAGGUACGGCAAGCAGUCAGCUGAUCAGUCCCAGCGGAUUAAGCUGAUCCAGUCUUACAGUGGCUUCCUGGAUUACUUCAUCUGGUGUGGGGGGGGAAUAAAAGAGGGGGGGAAAAAGGCCACCGUCUCCAGCACAGAUGAGUAUGAUGCUGGUGUCAUUCAAGAGAUGCACAGCUACUUCCGCCAAUCCUUUGUGAACCUGAAAGAUAUCAUGAAGCUUCCUGGGGUCUGGGAUCCUUUUGUUCUGAGUUACAUUGACAUGCUGGAAUUCUACAACGAUAACGAGGGAGCUGAGAAGGUUCUGACAACAGUUUGCCCACCCCCAACACCCAUGUCUACAAAAGUAUUUGAUCCCCUGCUGAUUUUGUACGUUUGCCCACUGAUAAAGAAAGGAUCAGUCUAUAAU
This is a messenger RNA of Salmo salar (Atlantic salmon), 537 nucleotides long. Lineage: Eukaryota; Metazoa; Chordata; Actinopteri; Salmoniformes; Salmonidae. The record is from RefSeq and is a predicted model, not a curated record.